Molecule: messenger RNA, 2196 nt
Organism: Sitodiplosis mosellana (orange wheat blossom midge)
Lineage: Eukaryota; Metazoa; Arthropoda; Insecta; Diptera; Cecidomyiidae
Product: integrin alpha-PS3-like
Exons: 7
Coding region: 1-2196 (731 amino acids)
Biological process (GO): cell-matrix adhesion; integrin-mediated signaling pathway; cell-cell adhesion
Cellular component (GO): integrin complex; external side of plasma membrane
Molecular function (GO): integrin binding
Source: RefSeq, a predicted model, not a curated record
AUGAUAAAACAUAGUUCAGUAUUCAGCUCGGUUACUGUGAUAUUAGCAUUAGUUUGUGUCCAUGAUGGCAAAGCAUUCAAUUUAUCGCCCAAGCCAAACAUCGUCCUACGAGAGCCGAAAACACUGGGCACUGGAAUUCCAAAAAUGCGUAGCUCAUAUUUUGGUUUCUCCUUGAAUUUGAAACAAAACAGUGUUUUAAUCGGUACUCCGCGGGCCCAAUCAACGCUGAGAACCCAGCGAAAAAUCAAUGAAACGGGCGCCAUUUAUAAGUGCACAUUUGAUAAAUCUCCGGCUGGAAAUUGUUCACCAUUCAUUUUCGAUGAGUUGGGUAGUCAUAGUGAACCCAACGACGAAUAUACUUUGAAUAAUGAAAAAAAGGAUUAUCAGUGGUUGGGAGCAUCAAUGGACGGCAGUGACAGCGAAAAUGAUAAGUUUGUGGUAUGUGCGCCGCGUAUAAUGUCCGAUCAAUCACGUGUAUGGCCAUGGCAUUAUUUGCUCCACGGCAUCUGUUACUGGACAACAAAUACAUCUUCAAGUGAACCAAUGAAUGUGCAGAAAAUAGCUCCGCUUCGAUUAAAAUCAAGUCAGCAGUUGAAAGUUAGCAAAAAACCUUACUAUAUUUACGGAGAGCAGGGUCUGAGCGUGCAUAUCACGGAAAAUAUGGAAGAGAUUUUGAUUGGAGCUCCAGGUAUUUUCGGCUGGUGCGGUUCAGUAAUUCGUCACAAGGCAAAGCUAUUAGUUGAAGAUUACAAUUUGAGUCGACGCAAAAGGCAGCAAACUGAAAUGGACCCAAUAGAGUAUAGCAGUGAUGUUCCCAAUCCAAAGCUAUGGAAUCAAGAAUUUGAUUCAUAUUUUGGCUUUGCCGUUUCAUCGGGAUAUUUCGACGGCUCAUUCAAUGGGAUUGAGAAUUCUCAACUACUCUAUGUUGCUAGUGCACCAAAAGCAAAUAUGGCGUUUGGUGCUGUUUAUAUUUUUGACAUUGUUGACUCACCUUCGACCGAUAAAACCAUUAAAAUUUACCACAUAUUUGCGGGUCAACAAAUGGGCGAGUAUUUUGGAUAUUCUCUCCUCACAGAGGACUUUAAUAACGAUGGUUUCCCUGACAUCGCCAUUGGAGCUCCAUAUAAUUCAAAGGCGGGAACUCAUGAGAAUGGAGCCGUUUAUAUCUAUAAAAACGAGGGAAGUUCGUCGAAUUUUGCAUUGCAUGCGGUUCUACGAACGGACUUUGAGUUUGAUGGCCGCUUCGGAACAACCAUUUCGAAAGUUGGAGACAUUAACCAAGAUGGAAUUCGUAACAAUGGUCCGAGUAAUCUCAAGUCUAUUUAUAUUCUCGUCUCUUUGCCCAUAUCUCUUCUCAAUCCAUGGACACUGGAGAGAGAAAACCUGAUUGACACGAGUAGUUUGACGAUUAAAAGCAUUUACAAUGGACAAUAUUUCGAUGUCGAAUGGAUGCAGAACAACACAAUUUUAGAUUUGCAUGCCGAAGACCCAUUUCUACCGGUGCAAACUUUAUCAACAACUAAUGAAAUAAAUUUUCCCAAGGCUUUGAUUGGGGGCCGAUCUCGUAGAUCACUUGAAAACAUACAAGACUCUCAUUUUAAUCCAUAUUCGCAAAAAGUCGUCGAAACGAGACAAAGUCGCAGCUCAAUUGCUACAGAUCUAAUCGACAAAUCAUUUGACCCAGAUUUGUUCAGUGUAAAUGACCGCAUCUUGUCUAAUCUGCCAUCCAAUCGUACAAUUCAUUUCGACUGUAAGGACUCAAAUCAAGAAUAUUGCCUGGUGGGAAGGUUCAGGGUGUCCAAUUUCAAAGCAAGUAAUUCUCCUGUUUUGAUCACGUUGAACUUUGCAAUUGAUAUGGCGAAAAUGGCCAGAAUUAUGUCGGGAAAGAGGGAUAUUCUGGUGAUUCGGACAUCGGUGGAACUUGGGGAAAUAUUUGACGAUGACACAUCCACAGUCCAAGUCGUUCAAAAUCAACCGUUUACAGUAAUUUCGAAAUACGUGGACAAUUCAACUCCUCUGUGGAUUUAUGUACUUUCGAUUAUUUUCGGUCUUUUAUCACUGAUUCUCAUUUCGUACGCGCUGUUCAGAUUUGGAUUCUUCACACGUGGCAAAAGAGAUGAAUUGGUCAAACUGAAGCGGCAAAGCGAAUUGAUAUCAUAUUGGGUUGUGCCGGGGGACGGCAUGGAUGAUGAUUGA